CGAGCAGGGAUACACUAUCGGAACCAAAUAAAACAAGUCAAAAUAUGGAAAUAAAGCCUGAAAGGAUAGGAGAUCAAGCUGUCCCCUUUGAAAAGAGAAUGAAGCCUUAUGAGACCCCAACUUUAAUAGCCCAAAAAUCUCUGUUGCCUCUUGCCCAAAAACCCGUUGUCGUUAAAAAAAUAAAAACCAUUCGGAGCAAAGAGUAUGAAAAAAAACACCAGGAAGAAAACGAGGCCCAAUAUAUUGGAACAAAUAACAUCAUGAUGCCGUACAGGCAUAAGCAAUCGGAACCAAAAAUAGCAAUUCAAAAGAUGGAAGCAAAGCAGGAAAGAAUAGGAGAUCAAGCUGUCCCCUUUGAAAAGAGAAUACAUCUCUAUAACACCCCAACUUUAAUAGCCCAAAGAUCUCUAACUCCACUUGCUCAAAAACCCGCAACUGUUGAUAAAAUAAAGCCCAAAACCCGCGAAGAGUAUGAAAAAAAGCAAAACAUCAUAAGGCCGAAAAUGAUUAAAAACAAAGUUCAGACUACUGGUGGAAAUGUGAAAUUGAAACCAAAAGGAAAUGAAUCUUCUGGUUAUCUCUUGACACCAGCUGAAUAUAAAUCACAUCAAGAAAUUCUAAAAAAGAAUCCAUCUACAGUAAAUGUAGAGCACAAUUUGCUUGAGCAAUUUUACAAGGAUCAACACCAUACAAUAAAUUGGAAUACAAUCAAGCGCUUAGAAACGGCAUUUGGAAAAUAUACAAAAUUUAGAGCAAAAAUGAAAAGCCAGCAUCCGGAACCAUUUGGUCCGAUGCUUCAAAAAGAAGGUUCUGUGGUUUCAGAAUUUCAUCCAACUCUUAAAAGCACAUACGACUUACAUAGCACUAUUCCCAGCUCCAUUAUUUAUGGCGACAAUGUCUAUACCUAUCCUUUAAUACAAAGUAAAAAACCAGCUCAAUACACUAAAAGCUUUGAUAAAAUGCUUAGAAAUAAAAACAAAAAAAUUCCGGAACUUCAUCCGCUUCUCAAGUCAAGUAAUCGCUUGAAAGUUAUAACAUCAAAGGAUAGUAUUAAACUCCGGAAAAGAAAAACUACUAAAGUUGGAAGCAAAUUUUCAUGGUUAUCUAGACAUAAAAUAAAGUAUAGGCAAGGCCGCAGAACAAAACUUUUGAAAGAUCUUAUAAAAUAUAGUUUCGUCGCUAAACCGGAACUUCUUCCUGCUCUGAAAAGCAGAACGCAAUUGAUGGUUAGAAAUAAAAAAAAUGAAGGAGCAGGAAAAAUGUUCGGAACAGAUUUUGCAGGGCUUAAAAAGUCCCAGCUGAAAAAAGAAAAAGAUCCAAAUUAUGGAACUCGUACUUCCGACACCAACGGGCAUAAAAAUGUGCCGAAGUCAAAAGGUUCGAAGAAAGGGCCAACAAUGCUAUUUCAGAAAAUGUUGAAGGGCCAAGAAGCUGCUAUGCCGGAACUCAAGCCGAUUUUGAAGAGCAAUUACCAAUUAAAAGUAGAUAAAAAACCCCCCUAGCAACAAGGACUCAAUACCUUCUAGUUUUGAAAGUUUGUCCCAUCGUUCUUCCAAAAGGAUUUCUUCUCAACGAAAUUCGGAUGAUUCACAACAAUUUAAAAGAGACGAGAUGGAAAAAGAACCAACGAUUUUGAGACAUUUUCCGAAACUACAAACGCUACAAUUAGAAGUAGAUAAAAAACCCCCUAGAAUCAAGGACUCAAUACCUUCAAGUUUUAAAAGAUCCACCGAUACGGAAAAUCCAUUGUCCCACCGCUCUUCUAAAAGGAUUUCUUCUCAACGAAAAUCGGACGAUUCACAACAAUUUAAGAGAGACAAGAUGGAAAAAGAACCAACAAUUUUGAGAAAUUUUCCGAAACUAAAAAUGCUAAAGACCAAAGACAAAAGAUUAACAGAAAAAUACUUACCAAAGCGAAGGUAUACGAAAAAGGAUCGACCCCAAAA
Molecule: messenger RNA, 1946 nt
Organism: Drosophila ficusphila
Lineage: Eukaryota; Metazoa; Arthropoda; Insecta; Diptera; Drosophilidae
Exons: 1
Coding region: 45-1502 (485 amino acids)
Source: RefSeq, a predicted model, not a curated record